AUGUGUCGUUUUAUGAUAUAUAAGGGCCGUGAGCCCAUGGUACUAUCCGACUUAUUAACAAAACCAGCACAUUCCAUCAUCAAUCAGUCCUUUGAUUCUAGAUUAAGAAUUGAUAUGCGGAACCCGAUAAAUGGAGAUGGCUUUGGUGUUGGAUACUAUUCACUGAAGAAUCAGCCGUGUAUAUUUAAGGCAAUAACUCCAGCGUGGAAUAAUGUGAAUUUGAACAACUUAUCUAUGUGUACUGAGUCGCAUUUGGUAUUUGGACAUGUCAGAGCUUCGACGCAAGGUGUCUUGGCAGAGACUAACUGCCAUCCAUUUUCCUUUGGGAAGAUCAUGUUUAUGCAUAACGGAGGUAUUCUGUCAUUUGAUUCAAUAAAGAAAAAGCUAAUUAAUCACUUGGAUGAUCAAUUUUUCCUCUAUAUCCAAGGAUCGACAGAUUCCGAAUGCUGUUUUGCACUCUUUUUGGAUACUUUGUUAAAGAUGGGCUAUAAUCCUUCUGACAAAAUGACAGCUUUCACCCAUACAAUCUUGCGACAAGCAUUACUUACAACGAUUGAGCUUAUCAAAAAUUGGCAAACCCAGAUUACUAACGAACCAUCAUUGAUGAAUUUUGCGGUUACAGAUGGAGAGCUGAUCGUGGUAAGUCGUUAUAUUACAUCUAAAACAGACGAAGCUGCAUCACUUCAUUUCAGUACUGGGUCUAAAUUUUUUGAAUAUGAACCCGGAUUAUUUAAAAUGGAAAGAUUGAAUAGAUCUCAAGAUGUUAUUUUUGUAGCAAGUGAACCUUUGACCUUUGAGAGAGGUGAUUGGAUUUGUGUACCAACAAAUUCCACUAUAACUAUAACCAAGAACAAUACAGUCCUUAUGCAUCCAAUUGAAGACGAAUUUUAUGAUGGUGGUAUGAUAGAGAGAUCAUCAGGGUUGGCUAUGAGUAAGGGUUUAAUGGGCGGCGUUCCAACUAAGAGUCAUAAUGAAUCAGAAACAUCAUUAGAAAACGAAGUAGAUUCAUCAAUUGCCGAGUUGCCUCCUUUAGAAAGAGAGGGACGUAAGGCAAACUCAGAGUCAGCGAUAGUUUAA
Debaryomyces fabryi is the source of this 1077-nucleotide messenger RNA. It is a transcript of the gene DUG3, whose product is annotated as glutamine amidotransferase subunit. NCBI's taxonomy places the organism in Eukaryota, Fungi, Ascomycota, Pichiomycetes, Serinales, Debaryomycetaceae. The coding region runs from base 1 to 1077 and encodes 358 amino acids. The transcript has a single exon. The record is from RefSeq and is a predicted model, not a curated record.